GCGCACGGCGAUCGCGUCGCGUAUUUCAGCACGACGCGUCCAGUGUCUCGUGUUUUGCCAUCAGUCACGUCACGACAUGAUGACCUUCUUCUAUCCUGAGCAGUUAUGUCGUGUGCUAUGUCCAUGUCUCGACCACGAAGUAUCUUCGAGGUUUUCCCUGUCGAAUUGCUCGCUAUGAUCAAAGCAGAAAUCCCGAUCUCUGACCUCAGGACUCAUGUCUGCCUGUACAAGGCGGCUCUUCGUUUUGCUGAUCUAUAUGAAGACGACGAUGAAGAAGACGAGUUCUGGCAGGCAUCAUGCAUAUUGUCUGGGAUUGGCUUCAUCGAGGACGAAGAUGCAUGGACGACGUGGAAAAGUGUCGCAUUUGAAUGUCUCGACGAGGACGGGUUCUGCAAGCAUCCACAGUGCGGUGGAGCGAGGCUUGAGGCUAACACACGAGGUAUGGUCAAAUUCAUGAACCUGUCCGCCAAGCCUACAAUGCAAGAGCUACAAGAAGCAAUACUUCAAUGCAAGAAUGUUGAAUGGGUGAAUCACAGCCCUCUCCUAAAGCACUUCUGCUUUGGAUCUCCAAUGGCUCGCCGUGAACAUGGCCACUUCCACCAUCUUGAGGUAGAGGAAGACACAUAUUUGGACCACCCAGACAUUAAGGAGGACGAUCCACCAGAAUACCAGUGGAAGCUACAUCCAAUCGCACGCCGAAGUUUUGCGACAUUUCCUGUGGCUAAGGCCCUUCAUGUGUUUAAGCCUAUCGCUGACUUUGGGGGGGAUGUAGAGAACCUCUACGGAGUUACGAUGGAUGAUGUUGUGACGCGCUUGCAUGAAUCCGUGGAUGUUCAAACGUUCAACGUUCAGCAUUGAUAGAGAUGUAACGGUAACUGACCUUCGUAGCCUGAUGUAUGCUCGUACGGAUGACUGGGAGAGAGCUUUCCCCGGGGGCCGGAAUGUUGUCGAGGUAUUGCAACAUCUCAAGACAGUACGUGAUGUAUUAUACUUCUUUCGGCCAGAUGGGAUGGAAUUCGAUAGCUGGGAUGAUUUCGAAGAGGAGGAACUUGAACCGUGUGCAUACUUUGGUCUCCAAUUCCGAGCAGCACGACUUCUUGAAACAGACAACGCGUCUGACAGGCCUCGGCCUUUAUACUCAUGCCCACAAUAAGUAACCGGCGCCAGACGCGCGGCGCGUCGCGUCACGUGACUCACAUUGAUUUGAGGAGGAGACAACUGACUGUCUAUGGAACAGACGGCACUACAACUGUAUAUACAAUGUAUUAGAUAUCUAUUCUAGCUAUCUAUGUAUUUAAAAACUC
Molecule: messenger RNA, 1304 nt
Organism: Somion occarium
Lineage: Eukaryota; Fungi; Basidiomycota; Agaricomycetes; Polyporales; Cerrenaceae
Source: the annotation of a GenBank genome assembly